Trifolium pratense (red clover) is the source of this 1602-nucleotide messenger RNA. RefSeq names its product F-box/kelch-repeat protein At1g23390-like. Gene Ontology annotation, biological process: proteasome-mediated ubiquitin-dependent protein catabolic process. Gene Ontology annotation, cellular component: nucleus; cytosol. The record is from RefSeq and is a predicted model, not a curated record. NCBI's taxonomy places the organism in Eukaryota, Viridiplantae, Streptophyta, Magnoliopsida, Fabales, Fabaceae. Gene Ontology annotation, molecular function: protein binding. The coding region runs from base 320 to 1462 and encodes 380 amino acids. The transcript has a single exon.
UUAGGAAUACUAAAAAAAUAACUUAAACUAUUUGGGAAGACUUCAAAAAGUUAUGUCUUUUUGUAGCGACUCCUAUAAAAAUUGGAAAAAUUAACACCGUAUCAAUUAGAAUGGGUUGAAACGUUUCAAUAGGUCACCAAUAUUCACAACCACCCUUUGAAUUGUACAACGCGGAAAAUCCCUCUUUGCAAUUCUCCUUUUUUCACACUUCUAUAUAAAUCACUCAAAAUCAUAAUCAAUUUCAUUUCCCUCUCACUCUAAACUCCACCACCCAAAAAAAAAUCACUUAAACAAACGCAGCUUUUUUUCCCCUUUAACAAUGGUUGCCACCACCACACAAAGGGAAUCAAAAAAAGAAGCACCUAUCCAUGGGGAUGUUUUAGAGGUAAUAUUCUCACUCGUGCCACUCAUAGAACUUGUUCCAUCUUGUCAUGUGUCAAAAUCUUGGAACAAAACAGUUUUCUCUUCACUCAACCACAUUAGAAAAAUCAAACCAUGGCUCAUAAUUCUCACUCAGCCAACACGCGCGAACACUUCGCGCGUGAGCUAUACUCACGCGUACGACCCACGCUCGCAAGCGUGGCUUCAAAUAACCAAACAACAACCAUUGAUCAACAAAACUCACGAAAUCUCCGCCGUUAGAUCAUCUCACUCAACUCUACUCUUUACAAUAUCUCCUUCGGAAUUCAGUUUUUCACUCGACGCGCUUCAUCUCGAGUGGCAUAAAGCACCUUCUCCGCGCGUGUGGCGCACGGAUCCAAUAGUAGCACGGGUUGGUACGCGCGUGGUUGUUGCAGGUGGUGUGUGUGAAUUCGAGGAUGAUCCUCUUGCAGUUGAGAUGUAUGACAUGGAGAGCCGUACUUGGGUGAUGUGUCCGUCGAUGCCGACAAUGUUGAUAAGCGUGCCGGCAUCGACGUGGCUUUCUGUUGCUGUUGUCGGAGAAACAAUGUUCGUGACGGAGAAAACCUCCGGCAUUACGUACUCUUUCAAUACUAUUACAAUGAAUUGGGAAGGACCUUACAAUUUGUGUCCUAAUGAAAAUGUAUUUUACUCCGUCACCGGAGUUUUAUCGGAGAAAUUGACGGUGGCCGGAUUGGUCGGUGAACAAGGGAACGUGAGAGAGGUGAAAUUGUGGAGAGUUAAGGAGGAAUUAGGUUCGGGAAUGGAAGAAAUUGGUUCGAUGCCGAAGGAGAUGGUGGAAAAGUUAAAAAGUGAUUCGGAGUUUGGUUCGGUUGAAGUGGUUUGGGUUGGGAAUUUUGUUUACUUGCGUAACACGUUAGUACUUGAGGAAAUUGUUGUAUGUGAAGUUGUGAAAGGGAAUUUAUGUGAGUGGAGGAGUGUGAAGAAUGUGGCGGUGGACGGUGGAACAAGGAUGGUGUUUUGCGGCGGUGAUUUGAGUAUGGAGGAUUUGCAUAAAGCGGUGUUGUCGGAGAAACAAACAUUUAGAAUGAAACAAAUUUGAUGAGUGGGUUGAAAAAGUUAGUUUGGAAGAUUAUCCAUUUUGUUUUGUUUUUUUUUGUUUACUUUGUUAAUUGAAGUAAUUCAGUUCACAUGGCUGAGAAAGUUACUUUGGAAGAUAUGGUUAAUGAAUUUAUUUAUUAA